Molecule: messenger RNA, 4698 nt
Organism: Trichoplusia ni (cabbage looper)
Lineage: Eukaryota; Metazoa; Arthropoda; Insecta; Lepidoptera; Noctuidae
Exons: 2
Coding region: 1-4698 (1565 amino acids)
Biological process (GO): DNA repair; telomere maintenance
Molecular function (GO): DNA helicase activity
Source: RefSeq, a predicted model, not a curated record
AUGACUAGAAAACGCAAGACCAAUUUAGCACGUAGUUCCAGCGGAGCUCGAGCUAAAAGAGUUGCAAGAAGUCAAGAGUCUGAAGAACAGACUCAAGCCCGUUUGACUUUAGACGCCGAGCGUCACGCUGCUCAAAGAGCUGCUGAGACUGAAGAGGUGAGGCAGGAGCGACGGCUCCUAGACGCUGAGCGUCACGCUACUCAGAGAGCUGCUGAAACCGAAGAGAUGGCUCGGGAGCACCGGCUCUUAGACACCGAACGUCACGCUGCUCGAAGAGCUGCUGAGACUGAGGAGGUGAGGCAGGAGCGACGGCUCUUAGACGUUGAGCGUCACGCUACUCAAAGAGCUGCUGAGACCGAAGAGAUGGCUCGGGAGCGUCGGCUCUUAGAUGCUGGGCGUCAUGCAACUCAAAGAGCUGCUGAGACCGAAGAGAUGGCUCAGGAGCGCCGGCUCUUAGAUGCUGGGCGUCAUGCAACUCAAAGAGCUGCUGAGACCGAAGAGAUGGCUCAGGAGCGCCGGUUGUUAGACACCGAACGUCACGCUGCUCGAAGAGCUGCUGAGACUGAGGAGGUGAGGCAGGAGAGACGGCUCUUAGACGCCAGGCGUCAUGCAACUCAAAGAGCUUCCGAAACUGUAGAUCAAACUCGAGUACGUCGGCUUUUGGAUGCUGAGCGUCAUACGUCUCUGAUUGCUGCAGAGUCACAUGAAGAAUCUCAAAGACGACGUGUUCUAUUAGCUGCACGGCAAGCACAAAGACGAAAUAUAUUUACACGUAAUACGUGGGAGGUAUUUCAUGAUGCUGCUUUUGAUUAUGACCCUUUAAUUGAUUACAUGAACCAUCGAUUAGUGCUCUUAGGACGGAUGGCUAAAAAGUGCACAUAUUGUAUGGCACUAAAAUGGAAAGAGGAAACUCCGGGUAUGUGCUGUUCUGGAGGUAAAGUUUCACUUCCAUCACUUGGUGUUCCAGAGGAACUCCUGAAAACAUUACUUUUAUGCGAUAGUAAUGAGUCACGACUCUUUUUGAACAGUAUAAGGAAAUAUAAUAGCUGUUUCCAAAUGACAUCAUUUGGAGUAGAUCAUGAGGUUGUUAUGCCUGGAUUUUCCAGUACAUUCAAAAUACAAGGUCAAGUUUACCAUAGGGUUGGGUCUUUACUGCCUACAAACGAUCAGCCUAAAUUUUUGCAAAUUUAUUUUAUGGGAGACGAAAAUAGUGAAGUUAACCGCAGAUGCCAAAAUAUUAAUGGAGUUGAAAGGGAUACUGUCUUAAAAAUCCAGAGAAUGUUGCACGAGCAUAACAACCUCAUUAAUACUUUCAAAACAGCAUUAGAAAGAAUGCCGGGAGAAGAAUACAAGUUGAUUAUGCACCCUGACCGUACACCAACUGGGGAACAUGAAAGACGGUACAAUGCACCGCUUAUUAAUGAAGUAGCAGCUGUAGUCACAGGCGAACAGUUUGCUUCCCGUGACAUUAUUUUGCAUGCCCGUAAUGACAUUUUAAGUAGGGUACCAGAUACACACAAAUUUUACGACGCAUUGCAAUAUCCGUUGAUAUUCAGCAAGGGGCAAGAAGGGUACCACUUUCAAAUACCCCAAGUCAGUCCUGUAACAGGUUUGCCUGUAAACAACAAAAAAGUCUCAUGCAUGGAUUUUUAUGCCUACCAUAUCAUGGUUCGAGAAAAUGAUUUUAAUAUAAUAUCACGAUGUAGACAACUGGCCAAUCAGUUUUAUGUUGAUAUGUAUGUAAAAGUUGAAAGCGAACGAUUACGAUAUAUAUCAUUAAACCAAAACAAAUUGAGAGCGGAGAACUAUGUCCAUCUUCAAGAUGCUGUGGCAAAUGAUGGCAAUGUUAACCCUAACGAUUUAGGUAAAUUGGUAAUUUUGCCAUCAUCUUUUGUAAAUAGCCCCAGAUAUUUACACGCUUAUACACAGGACGCAUUCGCUUACGUACGUACAUAUGGUCGCCCCGAUUUGUUCGUAACUUUUACAUGCAACCCAAGCUGGCCUGAAAUAGUUGAAGAGUUGCUGCCGGGACAGAGGGCAAUCGAUAGACAUGAUAUUGUUGCAAGGGUUUUUCGAUUAAAAGUUAAAAAGCUUAUGGAAGUUGUCAAUAAAGGAAAUGUAUUCGGUGAAGUACUAUGCUUCAUGUACUCGAUAGAGUGGCAAAAACGCGGGCUUCCUCACGUGCAUAUUUUAAUCUGGCUGAAGGACAAGCUGAGACCCGAUCGAAUAGAUAAUGUUAUUAGAGCGGAAAUACCGGAUCCAAGUAGUGACCAGGCACUUCAUGAAAUUAUUAUUAAAAAUAUGAUUCAUGGUCCUUGCGGUCCUGACAAUCCUCAAAGCCCCUGCAUGAAAAAUGGAAAAUGCUCUAAAAAAUAUCCUCGCACGCUUAUUAAAGAAACUGUCCAUAAUGACAAUGGAUAUCCGCUAUAUCGAAGAAGAGCACCAAGCGAUGGGGGACAAACCGCGUCUGUAAAAGUUCGAAAUGUUUAUGUUACUAUUGAUAAUAGUUGGGUAGUCCCUUUUUCGCCCGUAUUGUCAAAAAUGUUUAACGCCCAUAUAAACGUAGAGGCUUGCAGCUCAGUGCGCGCUAUCAAAUAUAUAUGUAAAUACAUAAACAAAGGUAGCGACCAAGCUAUUUUUAAUUUCAAAAACACCGAUACUGCUAAUCCCAUAAAUGAAGUCCAAACGUACCAGUCUGGUCGUUAUGUUAGCAGCAACGAAGCCGUGUGGCGGCUUUUAGCCUUCCCGUUACACGAAAGGCACCCGACAGUCACACACCUGACUGUACACUUGGAAAAUGGUGAACGUGUCUAUUUUACUGCAAACAAUUUCCAAGAGAGAAUAACCUCUGCUCCAAAAACAACACUCACCGCUUUUUUUGAGCUCUGCACAAGAGAUGAAUUUGCAAGGACGCUCCUUUAUGUUGAUGUACCAAGAUAUUACACUUGGAACGCUACAAGGAGGGAAUGGAAACGACGAAUCCAAGGAGUUCCGGUCCAGAAUUGGCCUGGUGUCAAAUCUGGAGAUGCCUUAGGCCGAGUUUAUACGGUUCACGUUACCAAUAUGGAGUGUUUUUGUCUGAGAAUACUGUUACACCAAGUGCGGGGGCCAACUUCUUUUGCAGAUCUCAAAAAGCUAAAUGAUCAAGAAUUCUCGACAUUUAGAGAGGCAUGUGAGGCAAGAGGACUAUUAGAGAACGAUAAUCAUUGGGAUCUAACUCUAGAAGAGGCCGCGCAGUGCAAAUCUGCGCCACAGGUGAGAGAGCUUUUUGCUAUAUUAAUAGCAACGUGUGGACUCUCAAACCCUGAAUAUCUGUGGGAAAAAUAUAAAAAUGAUAUGGCGGAUGACAUUUUGUGUAGAUUUCAAGAAGGGGACCCAAAUAUUUCGUACAAUGAGGUAAUUUACAAUGACGCUCUGACCAAGGUUGAGGACCAAGUGAUAACUAUCACUGGUAAAUAUUUGUCCGAUUUUGGUAUGAGCAGACCUCAAAGAAUUGGGGAAGUCAGUAAUGAUUUAAUGCGAGAGCUAAAUUAUGAUCCAGUUUUGUUACAGCAACAAAUUACAGCGGCCCUUCCACUUUUAAAUCCAGAACAAAGAUUAGUCUUUGACACAAUAAUCAACAAAGUUGCCAGUGGCGAAGGUGGUUUGUUCUUUUUGGAUGCUCCAGGAGGUACCGGCAAAACCUUUCUUCUAAACUUAUUAUUAGCUGAAAUCCGGAAAGAUAAAGGAGUUGCUGUGGCAGUAGCUUCAUCCGGAAUAGCUGCUACGCUGCUUAGUGGAGGACGAACGGCCCACUCAGUUCUGAAAUUGCCACUAAAUUUAGCUCAUGAGGAAAUGCCAGUUUGUAACAUAAGUAAAAGUAGUGAGCGUGGAAGAAUGUUACAACAAUGUAAACUGCUGGUUUGGGAUGAAUGUACGAUGGCCCAUAAAAGAGCAAUCGAAGCACUUCAUCGCACGAUGAAAGACAUUAAAAACAGUCAAGGUAUUAUGGGAGGAAUGGUAGUUCUAUUGGCUGGUGACUUCCGGCAGACCCUGCCGGUUAUAGCAAGGGGCACACCGGCAGAUGAAAUCAAUGCCUGUUUAAAAGCAUCUGUGCUGUGGACACAUGUGAAAAAGGUUUCACUGUCGACGAAUAUGCGAGUAUUACUCCAUAAUGACUGUCAAGCCGGGCAGUAUGCUGCUGCUCUUCUGAAGAUCGGCGAGGAUCGUAUGCCUACCGACUCCGAGAGUAUGAUCACGCUGAGCAGCGAAUUAUGCCAAAUUGUGGAUAGCACAUACAAUUUAAAAAAUAGUGUCUAUCCGGAUCUAUGCGCCAAUAUCGAAAAUCGGGAAUGGUUAUGCGAAAGGGCAAUAUUGGCGCCAACAAAUGAAAUAGUAGGCCGGAUAAAUGACCAAAUUAUGUCUGACAUAGAGGGAGAAGUCAUCGAGUAUCUAUCAGUAGAUAACGUCGUGGAUACCGAGCAAGUGACAUGUUACCCAACAGAGUUUCUCAACUCCUUAGAGUUAUCAGGAGUGCCUUCUCACAAGUUGAGGCUGAAAGUUGGUGUUCCUGUGAUGCUUAUGAGAAACCUUGAUCCACCAAGGCUAUGUGCACUGGAGCUUAUCGCAGGGAACCAUUGCGGCUCGUCCGCGGCGACAGGCGUCAGCAACGCUUGUCAAAUGUCAACAUCCGAAGGCACAAUAUUGAAGAAAAUUUAA